Molecule: messenger RNA, 222 nt
Organism: Notodromas monacha
Lineage: Eukaryota; Metazoa; Arthropoda; Ostracoda; Podocopida; Cyprididae
Source: the annotation of a GenBank genome assembly
CUAUCGUGCGUAUCAGAAUGAAAUCGUUGAAGAAGAAUCCGCAUCAGGAUGUCGUGAUAAGAGGAAAAAGCUGGAUGCAACGGAAUCACGCACCGAUAAUAACGGCAAAAAAUGUGAUGGCCAAAGUGACAAGUCGGAAAAUUCUUUCCUGCUGCACCUGGACGAUGAACCCGGAACUAUAACUGCUGAUGGAUCAAUGUUUGAAUCUUCCGAGAAUCCGUA